UCCUGCAGUCAGUCGGGGACUGAAAAACCAGCGCAUUGUUUCACACAUUGGGUUAUAGAGAAAAUACUGCAACUAACUUCAGAAACGCUAGACCAAGAAUAUAUCGCAAUUAAAUCGGAAUCGGACUAUUUUUAAGACAUGGGCAACAGAGAUGAUGAAUACGAUUUCUUGUUCAAAGUGGUGCUGAUCGGAGACUCUGGUGUGGGGAAGAGUAACCUGCUGUCCCGUUUCACACGGAAUGAGUUCAACCUGGAGAGCAAAAGCACCAUCGGUGUGGAGUUUGCCACCCGCAGCAUUCAGGUGGAUGGCAAGACGAUAAAGGCCCAGAUCUGGGAUACAGCUGGACAGGAGCGUUACAGGGCCAUCACCUCAGCGUACUACCGUGGGGCAGUGGGGGCUCUCCUAGUGUAUGACAUCGCCAAGCAUCUCACCUAUGAAAAUGUGGAGCGCUGGCUGAAGGAGCUCCGGGAUCAUGCUGAUAACAACAUCGUUAUCAUGCUGGUGGGCAACAAGAGUGACCUGCGCCACCUCAGGGCAGUGCCCACAGACGAGGCUUGUGCUUUUGCAGAGAAGAAUACGCUAUCAUUUAUUGAAACAUCAGCUUUGGAUUCCACCAAUGUGGAAGACGCAUUCAAGAACAUCCUCACAGAAAUCUACAGAAUCGUAUCACAAAAGCAGAUAGCUGACAGAUCAGCACAUGACGAGUCUCCAGGCAACAAUGUAGUGGACGUCAGUGUCCCCCCCACAACCGAUGGGCAGAAAAACAAACUACCGUGCUGUCAAAGCCUGUGACCCUUACAACUCCUGUGACCCCCUUCACCCAACCCCCCUCCACUUCCACCAUCACUCUGUCUUAUCCUGUACCGCCCAUUCUGUCUUUGUUCCCAUAUGUGACGACGCCCUGCUUUCCCCUCCCUGUCUGUAUACAAAACAUCCUUUUUAUUUCAUGUGCUCUCCUGCCAUGAAGUGAAACUUUAAAAAGCCUUUCUGUCACUUUGUCAGUCAUUCAUGGAUUCAAUGUUGAGGUUCCUGCAUUGUAGGAACAGGGCAGUUAUUUUAAAUGGAUUGAGCUAUACAGGUGUAGGAUCUUAAUUUGACUUAUAUUGUCACAGCAAAAUAAUGUUUAGUCCAUAAUCUGGUCUAAAGUAG
Molecule: messenger RNA, 1149 nt
Organism: Salvelinus namaycush (lake trout)
Lineage: Eukaryota; Metazoa; Chordata; Actinopteri; Salmoniformes; Salmonidae
Product: ras-related protein Rab-11B-like
Exons: 5
Coding region: 139-792 (217 amino acids)
Biological process (GO): regulated exocytosis; constitutive secretory pathway
Cellular component (GO): recycling endosome
Molecular function (GO): GTPase activity; GTP binding
Source: RefSeq, a predicted model, not a curated record